Messenger RNA from Symsagittifera roscoffensis, 1444 nucleotides. Its product is annotated as lysosome membrane protein 2-like. The transcript is spliced from 8 exons. NCBI's taxonomy places the organism in Eukaryota, Metazoa, Xenacoelomorpha, Acoela, Convolutidae. The record is from RefSeq and is a predicted model, not a curated record. The coding region runs from base 167 to 1321 and encodes 384 amino acids. Gene Ontology annotation, molecular function: scavenger receptor activity. Gene Ontology annotation, cellular component: membrane; cytoplasm.
UUUCGAAACUCGGAACAAAAGCUGCACUUGAGUCGAAUGCCUGGUAUUCAUUCGCCAAUAAUACUAGUGCACUUCAAUUGGUUUUAAAUCGAUUGAUUCUUUUUAGCAUGAGUCUCUAGUCCAGGGCUCUCAGGUAUUUGACAACUGGGUGGAACCGAAGUUCGAAAUGUACAGAGUUUUCCACAUUUACUCCUACACAAAUGCAGAUGAAUUCAUGAGUGGAGAAGACACUAAGCCUAUCGUGACUGAAAUAGGAAACAUCACCUAUCGUGUGUAUCAAAAGAAGAGUGGACUCAACUACUCAGACAAUGAGGCCAAAGUGAGGUACAUCCAGAACAUCAGUUAUGUGUUCGACGAGGAGAAGUCCUCUACGAUGGAGAACGAGACAAUCACUGUUCCCAACUUCCCUCUAUUUGCCAACAACUCCAACGACGGAAGCUUCACCAUCGACACUGGUUUCGAUAAUGGAAACACCGAACGAGCCCAUAUCUUAAACUGGAACGGGUACCAGCAACUCGACUUCUGGGCGGAAGAGUCGUGCAACAUGAUCAAUGGGACUGCAGGGCAGUAUUUCCCAUAUGAUGUUCCCGAACAUAAGAGAUUGUAUGUGUUCAUGCCACUGAUGUGCCGAAGUGUCUUCUUUGAAAAACAGCAAGACGAAGAAAUUGAAGGCGUGAAAACCACUAAGUUCACGCUGAGUCCUCAAGUGUUCCAGAUAAGUUUCGAGGACAAUGUUGGCUUCUGUCCCGAUGGAAAACGAGAACAGUGUCUCGGAAAUGGACUCAUUGACGUGUCCAACUGCUACGCCUCGGCGUUUGGACUUGACCUCAACUGGAAGAGCAUGACUCCUUCCUUGAUCAUAUCAGCCCCUGAAUUCCUCUACGCAGACAACAGCACCGUGCAAUCAGUGAGAGGACUGCAGCCAAAUGAAAAAGAACACGGCACACAUCUCAACAUUAAUAGGAAGACGGGAGUGUUGUUGACAUCUGCGAAGAGACUGCAAAUGAACACUGAGCUGACUAGCUUCGCGGGAGUUGAGAGCAUGGAACACCUACCAUGCAACUGGACCUACAUAGUACCCCUAUUCUGGGCUGAACAGCUGUUCCCGGUGGAUCUCUCCGUGGCUAAAGUAGUUGGGGAUGAGUCCCACACUAUCAUGGCAGUUGAAGUGCUCUCCUACAUCGUCAUCUCAUUCGCCUGUCUCUUCUUCCUACUAACCAUAGUAGCGUACAUCCAUCGAUGCUACCUAUUCAAUCAAAAGAAGUCUAAAGAUCUGGCGCGGCAGAUGAGAACUGACGGAAGUUAUGCCGAGAGCUUCUAAAUCUAAAUGACUGGAAAUGGCGCCUGUGCCACAUGUCCGAACAAUCAGUGAAGCAAAGUUAUGAAGUAAAUCAGUAUCGCUAAAUAAAUCAUAAAUCGAAAAAUCAGGCUCUUUUCCACCCAC